Molecule: messenger RNA, 1290 nt
Organism: Microthlaspi erraticum
Lineage: Eukaryota; Viridiplantae; Streptophyta; Magnoliopsida; Brassicales; Brassicaceae
Source: the annotation of a GenBank genome assembly
AUGGCGAUUAGUCCGUUGGCGCAGCUCAAUGAGCGAACUAUUCCUUCCCCGUCGUCUUCAUUUCUACCGAAAUCGAUAUCCCAUUCGUUGCGUAGUAGCUGCGUCUGCGCAAGUACCGGAAUCAGUAAAUUCGGCGUCGGCUUCUCAAAACGAAGAAGCGAUUCCAAGUCCAAGCCGAUGCGGCUGAGAUGCUCCUUCUCUCCGAUGGAGUCCGCGAGAAUUAAGGUGAUUGGCGUCGGCGGUGGUGGUAACAAUGCCGUCAAUCGGAUGAUUUCCAGCGGCUUGCAGAGUGUUGAUUUCUAUGCGAUAAACACGGACUCUCAAGCUCUGUUGCAGUCAUCUGCAGAGAACCCGCUUCAAAUUGGAGAGCUUUUAACUCGUGGACUUGGUACUGGAGGAAACCCGCUUCUAGGAGAACAAGCUGCAGAAGAAUCAAAGGAAGCAAUUGCUAAUGCUCUUAAAGGAUCAGACCUUGUUUUCAUAACUGCUGGUAUGGGUGGUGGCACAGGCUCUGGUGCUGCACCUGUCGUUGCUCAGAUAUCCAAAGACGCCGGUUACUUGACUGUUGGUGUUGUUACUUAUCCGUUUAGCUUCGAAGGGCGUAAAAGAUCUUUGCAGGCAUUGGAAGCUAUUGAAAAGCUGCAGAAGAAUGUUGAUACUCUUAUCGUGAUUCCGAAUGAUCGUCUCCUGGAUAUUGCUGAUGAACAGACACCUCUUCAGGACGCUUUUCUUCUCGCGGAUGAUGUUUUACGCCAAGGAGUACAAGGCAUCUCGGAUAUUAUUACUAUACCUGGACUGGUGAAUGUAGAUUUUGCGGAUGUGAAGGCGGUUAUGAAAGAUUCAGGAACAGCAAUGCUCGGGGUAGGUGUUUCUUCCAGCAAGAACCGAGCAGAAGAAGCAGCUGAGCAAGCCACUUUGGCUCCAUUGAUUGGAUCAUCCAUACAAUCAGCUACUGGCGUCGUCUACAACAUCACCGGUGGAAGAGACAUUACAUUGCAGGAAGUGAACCGAGUGUCUCAGGUGGUGACAAGUUUGGCAGACCCAUCGGCGAACAUCAUAUUUGGAGCUGUUGUGGAUGAUCGAUACACCGGAGAGAUUCAUGUGACGAUCAUCGCCACUGGAUUUUCGCAGUCAUUCCAGAAGACACUUCUGACUGAUCCAAGAGCAGCGAAACUCCUCGACAAAAUGGGAUCAUCAGGCCAACAAGAGAACAAAGGAAUGCCUAACCAGAAACAGUCUCCUGCAACUAUCUCCACCAAAUCAUCUUCUCCUCGUAGACUUUUCUUCUAG